This is a messenger RNA of Myotis brandtii (Brandt's bat), 2005 nucleotides long. RefSeq names its product receptor accessory protein 3 (gene REEP3). The coding region runs from base 38 to 976 and encodes 312 amino acids. Gene Ontology annotation, molecular function: microtubule binding. Gene Ontology annotation, cellular component: cytoplasmic microtubule; endoplasmic reticulum membrane; endoplasmic reticulum tubular network. The transcript has 8 exons. The record is from RefSeq and is a predicted model, not a curated record. NCBI's taxonomy places the organism in Eukaryota, Metazoa, Chordata, Mammalia, Chiroptera, Vespertilionidae. Gene Ontology annotation, biological process: endoplasmic reticulum tubular network organization.
AGCAGGUCAGGAGUCCUAGGCCCAGCUUUUACUUGGAAUGUCUGGCAGGCUCACACGUGUGUCUGCAAAGCAGGCUUUGCAGAUCUGGGGAUGGAAAGGUGCCCUAAGAGGCCUGGAGAGCGUCAUCAAAACUACACCCACGGCUGCAAACACGAAAUCCAAUGCUUUCCUCCUCGGCCCCUCCCCUGCAUUGCGCCACGCACCGCACGAGGAUCCCGGAACACCCCACGGCCAGAGCAGGUUGGUGUUUGGAAUGCUGUAUCCUGCAUAUUAUUCAUACAAAGCUGUGAAAUCAAAAAAUGUGAAGGAAUAUGUUCGAUGGAUGAUGUACUGGAUUGUUUUUGCUCUCUACACUGUGAUUGAAACAGUAGCAGAUCAGACAGUUGCUUGGUUCCCCCUGUACUAUGAACUUAAGAUUGCUUUUGUCAUAUGGCUGCUCUCUCCCUAUACCAAAGGAGCAAGUUUAAUAUAUAGAAAAUUCCUUCAUCCACUUCUUUCUUCAAAGGAAAGGGAGAUUGAUGAUUAUAUUGUACAAGCAAAAGAACGAGGCUAUGAGACGAUGGUAAACUUUGGACGACAAGGUUUAAACUUGGCAGCUACUGCCGCGGUUACUGCAGCAGUGAAGAGCCAAGGGGCGAUCACUGAGCGACUGCGGAGUUUCAGCAUGCACGACCUGACAGCCAUCCCCGGGGAGGAGCACGUGAGGCAGAGACCAUUCCAGCCUCCACCAGAGACAAAAAAGAAAAGUAAAGCCGCCUCCAGUGAGUCGGCAGGUUACGGAAUUCCACUGAAAGACGGAGAUGAGAAAACAGAUGAAGAGGCGGAUGGGCCGUUUUCAGAUGAUGAGAUGUUAACACACAAAGGGCUUCGAAGAUCGCAAAGCAUGAAAUCUGUGAAAACCAUGAAAGUUCGCAAAGAGGUGCGGUAUGGGUCACUAAAAUACAAAGUGAAGAAGAGACCGCAGGUGUAUUUUUAAUCAUGUGCGCUUCAAGUAUCCCAAGACAAAUUAUGCUAAUGCAUCAACUUUUUUUCCUAACAUUAUGUUCAGGAUUUACAUAUUAAAGUAAUCCUUUAGAUUGUGGCGGUGGUAGGGUUUACUUUUGUUAAUUUAAAUAAUUUUUAUUUCUUUAACAAUUACUUUUAAAUCUUGACUACUAAAGGUAGUUAUGCAAUACAUAUAUAUAUCAGAAAGAAUAGAAAAUUGUGUUAAUCUGUUUUCAAAUUCAUCAACAACAUCAAGUGCCUGGGAUUUAAGAGGAAACACAAACCCAGUAUACUUGAAAAAAGUCGUCUUAUGGUUCAAGAUCCAUCGGCCUUUGUGGUAUUGUAUUGUUUACCUCCAUUUAUGUUAUAGCUAUCACACGAGGAUAGUCAUUAAAUAGGCCUCUGAUCCAGCAGUGAUAGCACAAGGGCAUAAUGUGAGAUAAAGUAUGUUUUAUAUAUUCUUUAAAAUUUUUACUUUUUUUAAACACUUUAUAGUUUUUCCACCAUCAACUGAAAGUUUUCAAAACAAAUAUUUGAAAACCAGGUAUCCACAUAGCACUUUUAUUCCUGACUAGUUUUGCACACUUGAAAAUUGUUUACUUUUUUUAUGACUGUACAUUUUAAGUUUUACUGACACUAUCUUUAUUAUUUGUUGGAUUCUGAUAUUUCAAAUUUAUGCCUUAAAUGAUGUCAUCUUUUUUCCUGUGGGUUUCAUUUGUUAAAUUUGCUUGAUUUUAUUAGUAGAAAAAUAUAACUAAUUGUUCUUAUCUCAUUUAAAGAUAAGAAAUUAUCUUAAUUAUUAGUUUUCUGUAUUUAGCUGUACAUUGUAGUUGAACUCAGCAUGUUUUUUAUUAACACUGGUUACAUUCUCAGAUUUUAAAAGUAGUAGCUUUUAUGAAAUAGAGUCAGAGACCAGUAUAGCACUUAGGUUUCUUCUAACUAAUGAAAAUAUCUAGCCAAUCCAUUCACAAGCUUGGCACUUAUAUGUGCUUCUGAUGAAUAAAUCUGGCAUUAACUAAAA